This is a messenger RNA of Colletotrichum gloeosporioides, 1779 nucleotides long. RefSeq names its product Solute carrier family 2 facilitated glucose transporter member 2. Gene Ontology annotation, biological process: transmembrane transport. Gene Ontology annotation, molecular function: myo-inositol:proton symporter activity. NCBI's taxonomy places the organism in Eukaryota, Fungi, Ascomycota, Sordariomycetes, Glomerellales, Glomerellaceae. Gene Ontology annotation, cellular component: membrane. The coding region runs from base 1 to 1779 and encodes 592 amino acids. The record is from RefSeq and is a predicted model, not a curated record. The transcript has 11 exons.
AUGGGUUUGCGGGGGAAGGUGGUUGCGCCGUUCUCUUACCCAGCGACGUGGGAUGAAUUUGGAUAUACUCAUCUCGUCGCAAUAACGGCGGAUGAGAAACGCGCUGGCGGGGCCGACCCAUCGGCCGGCGUCGAGGUGUCGAACAUUGAAAAGUCCCGCCGAGGGUCCCAAGCAACCGUAGACCUGAACGACAACAAAGAGGCCAAGAUCAAGAACCCUCUGCUUGGAAUCAACCGUAGCGAGCUCCUCCGCGAUGUGGAACACUUCACCCACGACAAGAGUCUCGACGAGUAUCUCCCCAUGCUUAAGAAGGGCGCUUUGGUCGCCCAAGACCCCACCGGCUACGAAGAGAUAGCCGGCGCUGAGGCUCUCGAACCGGAUGAGAUUCAAGUGUUGCGCGACGAGGUUCUGCACAAGUGGCGCAUUCCCAAGAUUCUCUACCUCACCAUUAUCACCUGCUCCAUCGGCGCCGCUGUACAGGGUUGGGAUCAGACAGGAAGCAACGGCGCCAACUUGUCGUUUCCAACGGUCUUUGACAUUGGAUCGAAUUCGCAUCAUGAUACUCUUCUUGUUGGUCUAGUCAACUCAGCGCCAUACAUCGGCUCGGCGUUCAUCGGCUGCUGGCUCUCUGAUCCAUUGAACAACUUGGUUGGUCGUCGUGGGACCAUCUUCUUCGCCGCCAACUUCUGCAUCUGGAUUUUGGCUUGUCGUCUUCUUCUCGGUAUCGGUAUGGGCGCAAAGGCCAGCACCGUCCCCAUCUUCGCGGCCGAGAACUCUCCUGAAAUGUGGACAGCCUUCGGGAUCCUGGCUGGAACUGCUGCUAGUUUAGCUGUUGGUGAAGUGGGAGAUAUAGCAUGGCGGUUGCAGCUUGGUUCAGCCUUCAUCCCGGCUGUCCCACUUGCUCUGCUUAUAUACGUAUGCCCCCAGUCUCCCCGUUGGUAUAUCAAGAAGAACCAAUACGGAAACGCAAUGAAAUCGCUGCUUCGGUUGCGGAACCACCCGAUCCAGGCGGCUCGGGACUUAUACUACAUCCAUAUCCAGCUUCAGGUCGAGGCUGAGAUCAUUGGACGAUCCAACUAUGCCAAGCGGUUUAUCGAGCUGUUUACGAUUCCCCGUGUCAGACGAGCCACAUUGGCUUCGUUCACCGUCAUGAUUGCCCAGCAGAUGUGCGGAAUAAACAUCAUUGCUUUCUACUCGUCGACAAUCUUCAAGGAGGCGGGCACAUCCGAGUUCAACGCCCUCCUCGCCUCAUUCGGCUUCGGCAUGGUCAACUUCCUCUUCGCCUGGCCCGCCAUCUGGACCAUCGACACCUUUGGCACAUUUUCCCCUUUCGGCAUGGCCUGGGUGGUUGCAACAUGCCUCUUCUGGGCCGCCGUGCUCUCGAUUUCCUUUUCCAUCAUGCUGGCAGACCUCGGCGUGCUCAGCUCUUUCUGCUUCUACGCAGGACUGAACGUGAUAGCCUUCGUCGUGAUUAUAAACAUUCUUCUCCUCCCUAAGCUAAGCAACCAGCUAACAUGCCACCAGUUCUUCUGGGUCCCCGAAACCAAGCAGAGAACACUCGAAGAGCUCGACUACGUCUUCGCAGUCCCAACAAAGCUCUUCAUGCGGUACCAGGUCACCAAGGCCUUGCCGUACUGGUUCAAGCGCUGGAUCCUCUGGCAGCGCGACGCCAUCCUCGAGCCGUUGUACAAGUUCGACCUCACGCACGAGGACCACCACGCCGCCGACGACGACAAGGCGCAGGUCGAGUUGCGGGACAAGAAGCACGACACCUCGUAA